AUGGCAUUCAAGCUGGUGAUCAAUAUUUAUUUGUUCAUAUCCGAUCGAAUUCACAACUUAAAUGAUCAGCAACAACAUGGCUCUGAUUGGUACGCUAGAAGACGACAUAGAAGUUCAGACACGUGCAGACAAAUUGUACACCAUAUUCAAGAGCCAAUAUUAUACCACAUACCAAACAUUUCAAAUAAUAUACAUGCAGUUGAUGUUCAUGAAGGUGAUUGGGAGAAAGGAGGCUCUGUCAAGGAGUGGAAAUAUAAAACAGAUGGGAAUGUUGAGACAUUUAAAGAGAACGUUGAAGUAGAUGAAGAAAACAAGGCAGUAACAUUCAUUGCUGUUGGAGGACAUAUCCUGCACCACUACAAGAACUACAAAGCAACUUUCAAGCUCACCCCGAAAAUCGAGGGUAGGAAUUAAUAAUCAUCUGGUGAAAAUCACUCUGGAUUAUGAGAAAAGAAAGUUUGAUGGUCCUCAUCCUCUAGACACAUAUAUGGAAUUUCUGGUUAGUCUUGUUAAAGAAAUUGAUGUUCAUCAUGUUCUCCAGGCAUGAUAUGUAAUCUUUAAUAAUGUGGUAAUCACAAAUACAUAUAUGCUGAAGCUUGAAUAAGUUUUUAUGGUUGGUGUGCUGUGCCUUCAUUCUAGUUGUAAUCCGUGUGUAUUUGAAUAUAUACAUAAUACGUGAAGUUGUACUCCUUUUCAUAUGUAAAAAUUAUCAUGC
This is a messenger RNA of Ziziphus jujuba (common jujube), 715 nucleotides long. Its product is annotated as MLP-like protein 328. Bases 1 to 414 code for a protein of 137 amino acids. Gene Ontology annotation, biological process: defense response. The record is from RefSeq and is a predicted model, not a curated record. NCBI's taxonomy places the organism in Eukaryota, Viridiplantae, Streptophyta, Magnoliopsida, Rosales, Rhamnaceae. The transcript has 3 exons.